GUCGUAGAUCAAUGAACCGGAGCGGAGGGUUGGUCCAUCGCCUGGUGUGCAUCUGACUGUUUAGAUGUGUCAUAUCUAUGCAGGACCGAGGUUUUAUUUCUGUUAACCAGCCCGUUCAGUAUGCGGAUGUUUUAACCCGACCGGCAACAUUUUAUAGGCUCCUUUCACCGCUUGGAAAUCCGUCUCUAGUUUCUCGUCGUUGCGAUAUAUAUAUAUAUAUAUUUUUUUUUGAGAAAUAAAAUUUAGCCUAUCUGUAACCUCCAGGAUGAUCUUUGCAAACACAGGCAACCCACUGAAGACAGGCAAUCGUAAGCAGUCCUACCCCAUGACUCCGUCCAGUCCCAGCAGCAGCAGCAACAGCAGCACCACAGGUCUGGAGCAGCUCAGCAAAACCAACCUUUACAUCCGCGGCCUGCCUCCUGCUACUACAGACCUCGACCUAGUCAAACUCUGUCACCAGUAUGGCAAGAUUCAGUCAGCAAAGGCAAUCCUGGACAAGACAACCAACAAAUGUAAAGGUUACGGCUUUGUGGACUUUGACAGCCCAGCGGCUGCUUUAAAGGCAGUACAUGCUCUGAAAACCAGCGGCAUACAGGCCCAGAUGGCCAAGCAACAGGAGCAGGACCCCACAAACCUGUACAUUUCCAACUUGCCUCUCUCUGUGGAUGAGAAAGAGUUGGAGAACAUGCUGCAGCCCUUCGGCCAGGUCGUCUCCACACGGAUCCUUCGAGACUACAGUGGCAAUAGCCGAGGCGUGGGCUUCGCCAGGAUGGACACAACAGAGCAGUGCAAUGCUGUCAUCUCCCACUUCAAUGGGAAGUUUAUCAAGAUAUCUUCUGGAGCUCUGGCUCCCUCUCAGCCCUUGCUGUGUAAGUUUGCAGACAGUCAAAGGAAGAAACAUGCUCAUGGCGGAUUUCUUCCCAAUGGACAGACAGGAGAUCUCAGACUAGGUGCAAUGACUCUUACCUAUGACCCCUCCUCAGCAGCCAUACAGAAUGGGUACUAUCCUUCUCCGUAUCCAGUGACCAACAGGAUUAUGACUGUGCAGCCUACAAUGUCUCCCUACAUGUCUCCAGUCUCUGCUUACCAGGUACAGAGUCAUUCUUGGGUGGCACAUCAGCCGUAUAUCAUGCAACACCCGGGUGCUGUGAUGUCUCCCUCUGUGGAUCCAUCCAUGUCACUGCACCCCUCAGCCAUGAUUACUCAGCAGAUGGGUCAGCUGUCACUGGGGAACACUGGAGCAUAUAUUUCAGCUACCCCUGGUGUCCAGGGAGCUUACAUGCAUCAGUAUCCUCCCAUGCAGACAGCACCUGAAAACGGCGCACCGCAGCAAGUGGAUUCUUCCAACAACUCAUCUCCUUACAGUCAACUCAGCAAGUAAUCACAGGCUAGAUUACUGCUUUGUGAGCCAGAGGGCAGGUGGGAGGUUGCUGAUGACAUCACAAUAACAGUCGCCGCCUUCUCUUAUUGGACCAGAUACAUGAACUUUUUUGCACAGCCCCGACAUUUGUGGUGGAAAAUGAGGACAGUGUAAAUGGACUUGAGCAGUUGGCUAAUCACAGAGAAAAAAAACAAGGUUUAUUUUGAUAAGAAACCACAUGUUCUUCUUUUUCUCUAUUUUUAAGGAUUCUCAAACAAAUGCCAGAGGACAGCCCAUCCCUCCACUCUCCACCCCCCAGUAUGAUGUGAUAUUAAAAUGCAUGAGAUUGAGAUAUUUCCCCCUUCAAGGUUUCUAUGAUUUUAUAGUUCCUUUAUUUGAGAUAUAUAAAAAACCUUGCAAAACAUUGUUUGCACUGAAGUUUAAAGUUUCAGAAUGGCUUAAUUUUGUUUAUCAAAGUUGUUACAAAAUAGCUUACAAAAUCAAUUAAUGUUCAGCUGCACUUGACAGCUGAUACAGUUGACCAUUUCAUCAGGAAAUGAAUGAAUUUAAUAUUGGAAAAGGUGCCUUCCUUACGUCACUUCAACAUUUUCAUCAAACUUGAUCAGGUGUCAUAUUUCUGAUUGAUCAAAAGUGUGUGUGAAAUCAUGAGAUUUCAUUGAGUGUUUCGCUAUCUAGUCUUCUGGUAGCAAUAAAGACAAUGAGAGUCCCACGGCAAUACUGAGAGAAAAGAACAGUGACAAACUCAGAGCAAGGUAAUUGCUUAUUUUCCCUCUUCUUUUUUGUUUUUUAACUUCAAGACGUGACAACACAAGAGCCGUACUUUUAUGAAAUUACAAGUUUUACACCCAGUGGACAUCGUUUAGGAGGGUUUUUUAUUUUCUCUUGUGGUCAGUUUGACCAGUGAUCUACCUCAUGGUUCUGCUGGAGUCUGCUGGUGUUGUGGGGUUUGCAGGUAAAGCCCCGUUUUUCAACAGAGUGGACGAAGCAGAACAAAAGCCACGCUCAGGAGCUGGCUGAAUAGGACUUCUGCCGUUUGUCUCCCACAUGCAGCGUUUCACUUCCUGAUCUGCAAAGAAACAUUGUGCUUUGCCUCAUCUUUAUUUGUCAUUGCUUCUGUUCUGGUGUUUUUUUUUCUCAAAACAGUGAGUGUUGUUCAGUUGUGAGGCUCCAUUUUUAGAGAUUUAAAGUAUGACAGCUACUAGCUUCUUCUUAAAAUAGUUGUGCUUGAAACAAAUGAAUGCAGGCUACAUGCAUUCAUUUGGUGCAGUCCUCUGCCUUUGCCAUUGUAGACAGAUCUUAGAUGACUUACCACUUUCCCUGACCUUUUCUCUUUUUCCUUUAAAAAGGACUUAAAGUCAAUAUCUUGGGUUACACUGCUGCUGUGAAGCUCUCCAAAAGUAAUGCUAGGAUUUAGCCAGAUUUUGGUCAUUUUGUUAUACAGCAGCGUGAUAGUGUACAUGCCCAACAACUGGAAUGAGUGGAAAAGUAAAUUUAAAAUCUUGCCUCAUGCUAAAUAAAUCAAUCAUGUAUGAAGUACUUAAAACAACAGUAUUUCAUGAGAGUGGGAUAGAAGUUGAAAUCACAUGACUAACAGUAUGUAUUUCAAAAGAUGGCUUGUUCAGAAUAAGACUUGUAAAUUAUAUGCAUUCAGGGCCAAAAGUGAAAGAUAAGUAAGUUUUAUUGUUUGCUUAGAUUUUUUCUUUAAACAGAUGAUUUCUGAUGUAAGAGCUUACUUACAUUAAUAUGAGACAAGAAAAAUGGUCAAAGCUGUAUGGUCGCGGUGCUUUUCCCCGAUCAAUAGUACUGUAGCACAAAAUGCUCACCAUCGGAAAAUACAAGCAGUAACCAGCUUUUACUGAGUGUACUUUCCUAUUAUGAACAUUUGUUGCUAGAAAAAAAAUUAAAAAUGACAACAAAAAAAUAUUCUUGUACAUGUUAUCCUCAUUCCUUCCCUUUUCACCUUCAACUGAUUCUCUGAACUGAAACAAUCUUCUCCUUGCUCUCUCCUUUGAAAACAUUGGAAUAAAAACAGUGCUGAAUAAAGGUCUGCUCUUUCUCACAUACGA
This is a messenger RNA of Micropterus salmoides (largemouth bass), 3447 nucleotides long. It is a transcript of the gene rbms1a, whose product is annotated as RNA binding motif, single stranded interacting protein 1a. Gene Ontology annotation, molecular function: poly(A) binding; poly(U) RNA binding; mRNA 3'-UTR binding. The record is from RefSeq and is a predicted model, not a curated record. The coding region runs from base 266 to 1381 and encodes 371 amino acids. NCBI's taxonomy places the organism in Eukaryota, Metazoa, Chordata, Actinopteri, Centrarchiformes, Centrarchidae. The transcript has 14 exons. Gene Ontology annotation, cellular component: nucleus; cytosol; ribonucleoprotein complex.